Arabis nemorensis is the source of this 3945-nucleotide messenger RNA. The record is from the annotation of a GenBank genome assembly. NCBI's taxonomy places the organism in Eukaryota, Viridiplantae, Streptophyta, Magnoliopsida, Brassicales, Brassicaceae.
AUGGUAUUCAAGAACAAACUCUUCUUCUCUUCUUCGAAGAAAUCUGGAUCUUCGAGCCCCGAUAGUUCUAAUAGUCCCAGAUCUGUUGGCUCCAACUCUCCGAUACGAUCAGAUAAGAAGAAGCCUAAAUCCGCUUCCAAGGUUGAAACCCCGAUCCCUAGUCCGAGCUCCGUUGCUGGAUUUGCCGGAAUUGGUUGUAAGCAGACGCAGAUUAAAGAUAGUUCGAAGAAGAAGGAUGGAUUAUCCAAGGGCAAACAAGUUCCAUCUGAAGUUCAAGCUCACUCAAUCGGAAAAUCGAACUUAUCUCCUAGUUCUGAGGCGAAGAAACCAGCCGUUGCAACGCCGCCGCCGGACGCGAAGGAAGGACCGGCUUUUGUUUCUCCAAUCAUGGCCUCGUCUUUGGGCUUGAAUCGGAUCAAGACGAGAUCUGGACCGUUGCCACAGGAAAGGGUUUUCAAUUAUAGGAAUGAUGGGGAAACUCCAGCUCUGUUAUGUACGAGCAAACUGUCUAAGAUGGUUAGUGAUGGAGACUCGGGCUCGGGUUCGGGCUCUGCCACUUCUUCUGGCUUUGGUAGUGGCAAUAGGAAGAAAGAAGCUGGGAGUAGCAAACUUGGGUUUGAAGAGAACGUGGGUCGUGCUGGAACGAUUGACAGUAAGAGUGAUAGUGAUAGUAUGUCUCCUGAUACUGGACCACCGAGGAGCGUUAGCCCUACUUUGCCGGUACCAGGAUCUCGAUUGAAGAAUGUAGCAUCCUCAUCGGGAACUGGUCGGUCCGAGAUGUCAUCUGGACGCUCUGGCCCUCUAAAAAAUUCAGACUUUUGCACACCAGAGAAUUCAUAUGAAUGGGAAAAUCCAAAAGAGUCAGAAUCACCACGUUAUCAAGCCUUACUUCGUAUGACCAGUGCUCCACGAAAGAGGUUUCCUGGUGACAUCAAAAGCUUUUCUCAUGAGUUGAACUCAAAAGGUGUAAGGCCUUUUCCAUUGUGGAAGCCUCGUAGGUCAAACAAUGUGGAGGAAAUAUUGGUUCUAAUUCGGGCAAAAUUUGAUAAAGCAAAGGAAGAAGUCAACUCUGACCUUGCAGUAUUUGCUGCCGAUCUGGUGGGAGUUCUUGAGAAAAAUGCAGAAAGCCAUCCUGAGUGGGAGGAAACAUUUGAAGACUUGUUAAUUUUGGCUCGCAGUUGUGCUAUGACUACUCCUGGAGAUUUCUGGCUUCAGUGUGAAGGCAUAGUUCAGGACUUAGAUGAUAGACGUCAAGAGCUUCCUCCGGGCGUCCUCAAGCAGCUUCAUACCCGGAUGCUUUUUAUACUUACCAGAUGUACUAGAUUACUUCAGUUUCAUAAGGAAAGUUGGGGGGAGGAGGAACAAGCUGUACAACUACGUCAGUCAAGAGUUUUGCAUUCUAUAGAUAAAAUACCUCCUACUGGAGCUGGAAGGAGUUCAAGUGCUGCUAAGGUCUUAAAGGUACCGUCCACCAAGAAAGCUUAUAGUCAGGAGCAGCAUGGUUUGGAGUGGAAGGAGGAUGUUGUUGUACGCUCAGUUCCUCCUCUCUCUUCUCCUGAAAAUUAUGUUCUUCAGGAAUCUGAAUCUCCUGCAAGCAUUGAUAGAAUGUCUUCUUGGAAGAAACUUCCAUCUCCAGCACUGAAAACUGUGAAAGAAGCGCCAGCAUCAGAAGAGCAGAAUGAUAACAAAGUUGAACCUCCGAAUAUGGUUAAAAAUCGACAACGUAGUGAUGAUACAGCUGUUUCUAUUCUCAACUGCCCUCCAGCAAAAGAUUCUCAUGAACAUUCCCCCAAGCAUCGGCAUAAUAUUUCUUGGGGUUACUGGGGGGAACAGACGGUUAUUUCGGAGGAAAAUUCAAUAAUGUGCCGUAUCUGUGAGGAGGAAGUUCCCACUACCCAUGUUGAAGAUCACUCUAGAAUUUGUACAUUGGCUGAUAAAUAUGACCAAAAAGGACUGAGUGUCGACGAGCGGCUGAUGGCUGUUGCUGGAACUCUUGACAAGAUAGCAGAGACCUUCAGGCAUAAGGAUAGCGUAGCAGCCGCAGAAAGCCCAGAUGGUAUGAAAGUAUCCAAUUCAAAUUUGCAUGAAGAAUCUGAUGUUCUCUCUCCAAGGUUAAGUGAUUGGUCGAGAAGGGGGUCAGAAGACAUGCUUGACUGUCUACCGGAGACUGAUAAUUCAAUUUUUAUGGAUGAUUUUAGAGGUUUACCCUUAAUGUCAUGUAAAACCCGUUUUGGCUCCAAGUCUGAUCUAGGCAUGACAACUUCUUCUGCUAGUAGCAUGACUCCUAGAUCCCCGAUUCCAACCCCUAGACCUGAUCCAUUUGAACUGAUUUUAGGAGGCAAGGGUAUGUUCCAUGAUCACGAUGAUAUUCCACAGAUGAGUGAACUUGCUGACAUUGCAAAAUGUGCAGCAGAUGCCAUUCCGGGGGAUGAUCAAUCAAUUUCAUUCUUACUUUCUUGUCUUGAAGAUCUGAGGGUUGUCAUAGACCGCAGAAAGUUUGAUGCACUUACAGUAGAAACUUUUGGUACUCGCAUAGAAAAGUUGAUCCGGGAAAAAUAUCUGCAGAUGUGUGAUCUUAUGGAUGAUGAAAAAGUUGACCUAUCAAGCACUGUAAUUGAUGAAGAUGCUCCUUUGGAAGAUGAUGUUGUACGGAGCUUGAGAACCAGCCCAGUUCAUCCGCGGGACCGCACAUCGAUAGAUGAUUUUGAGAUCAUAAAACCAAUAAGUCGGGGAGCUUUUGGGAGAGUUUUUUUGGCUAAAAAGAGAACAACAGGAGAUCUAUUUGCAAUCAAGGUUCUGAAAAAGGCAGAUAUGAUCCGUAAGAAUGCUGUUGAAAGUAUACUUGCUGAACGCGAUAUUUUGAUCAAUGUCCGCAAUCCCUUUGUGGUUCGUUUCUUCUAUUCUUUCACUUGUCGUGACAACCUGUAUCUGGUGAUGGAGUAUUUGAACGGAGGGGACCUGUAUUCGUUGUUGAGAAAUUUAGGUUGCUUAGAGGAAGAUAUUGUCCGUGUAUAUAUUGCCGAAGUUGUCCUUGCUUUGGAAUAUUUGCAUUCUGAGGGUGUUGUUCACCGUGAUUUGAAGCCUGAUAAUUUGUUGAUUGCGCAUGAUGGUCAUAUUAAGUUGACAGAUUUUGGGCUCUCAAAAGUGGGUCUCAUCAACAGCACGGAUGAUCUGUCUGGUCCUGGAACGUCUCUGCUUGAUGAAGAGGAAUCACGACUACCGACAUCCGAGCAUCAGCUCGAAAGGCGCAAGAAACGGUCUGCUGUGGGUACUCCUGACUACUUAGCGCCUGAAAUUCUUUUAGGGACAGGACAUGGUGCAACUGCGGAUUGGUGGUCUGUUGGCAUCAUUCUGUUUGAGCUCAUCGUGGGAAUUCCACCCUUCAAUGCAGAACACCCUCAGCAAAUAUUUGACAAUAUUCUCAACCGGAAGAUUCCGUGGCCUAAUGUUCCUGAAGAAAUGAGUGCUGAAGCCCACGAUAUUAUAGAUCGAUUUUUAACAGAAGAUCCUCAUCAGAGGCUUGGAGCUAGAGGGGCAGCUGAGGUCAAGCAGCACAUCUUCUUUAAAGACAUCAACUGGGACACUCUAGCGAGGCAAAAGGCUGCAUUUGUUCCGGCUUCAGAGAGUGCAAUUGACACUAGUUACUUCAGAAGUCGCUACUCGUGGAACACAUCAGAUGAGCAAUUUUUCCCGACCGGUGAGGUUGAAGAUUAUAGUGAUGCUGAUAGCUUGAGUGGCAGCAGUGGUAGCUCGAGCAAUCGUCAUGAGGAGGGGGCGGUUGAAGAAAGCGAAGGACUUGCAGAGUUUGAGUCUGGCGUACCUGUAGAUUACUCUUUCAGUAAUUUCUCGUUUAAGAAUCUAUCUCAGUUGGCGUCAAUCAACUACGAUCUUCUAUCCAAAGGCUGGAAAGAUGAGCCACAACCAAAGUCGCAUCACAAGCAGUAA